GCCUCAACUCUCCCCGAUCUCCAUCUUUCUAUCUCCCAUCUGCUCAUCUGCCGCUUGUAACGGCAUACAACAUACCUCACCUCACCCUCCCUUUACUUUGCGACUUCGCCCACACUCCCUCCGUUUCUCAUCAUGCUCGUCCCUUACCCCGACACGCUUGACAUCAAGAAACAGAGCGUCCCGGUACCGGGCACCGAGACCAGCGCUACCAGCGCUGCUUGGGUCAACGGUACUUGGGACUCGUCUGUCCUUCGCUACGAUGACCAGGGUCUACCCCACCCUCGCACGCUCGCUGAACUUUUUGACCGAACUGUCGAGAAGUCGCCAGACACGGCCAUGUUCCGCCGGCGUCUGCAAGCUCCUGCGACCAAGCCGGGCGAGAAGCCGACAUGGACCAAUAAGACCGUGGACAUGAGCUACGGAGAGGUCCAGCGCCGUCGCAAUGCCGUCGGCUCGGCUCUCCUGACGCUCGAGCGCCUCGGCCGCCUUCGCGACCCCAAUCUUCCUGCCGAUGUCCAGUCGCCCCCUGAGAUCUGCACUCCUGGCCUUCCCAAGUGGGGCGACAAGCUCAAGAACGGCGCUCGCCGCGGCUGGGCCGUGGGCAUUUGGAGCCAGAAUCGUGAGGAGUGGCAAAUCAUUGACUUCGCGUGUCACGCAUACGGCCUGGUGUCGGCGUCGCUGUACGAGACUCUUGGCCCCGACACUGCCGAGUACAUCACCAACCACUGCCCCCUCCCUAUCAUCUUUUCCUCUUCGCACCACCUUGUUCAGCUGCUUCGCAUGGCGCCCCGUUGCCCCUCGCUACGCGUCAUUGUGACCAUGGAUCCCAUCACCGCUGCCGAGCGCGAUGUUCUAAGCCAGUGGGCCGCGUCUCUCGGCAUCCUCCUCCUUGACCAGCUCGAGAUGGAGGAGUGGGGAGCCCAGCCUGACAACUUUGUUGCUCCUACAGUCGCGGAUGACGAGCAGGACAUUGACCAGAACCGCAUUGUCACAAUCUCCUACACAUCCGGAACCACCGGUAAUCCCAAGGGUGUCAUCCUCUCCAACUGGAACAUGACCUCAGCCGUUAUCUCAAACUCGUAUGGCGUAGGCGAAUACUUUGACAAGCCCGGGUUCAAGUUCUUCUCGUACUUGCCGCUUUCUCACGUUUACGAACGCUUCCUCCAGAUUUUGGUGGUUGGGGGCGCUGGUACCAUCUGCCUGUCGACCGGCGACACCACCAAGUUGCUCGAGGAUGCGCAGAUCAUGAAGCCCAACUUCUUCCCAGGCGUGCCCCGCGUCUGGAACCGCGUCUACUCUGCCAUCAAGAUGCAGAUGGACGCCCCAGGUCUCAAGGGUGCGCUUCUCCGCCGCGCUGUUGCAACAAAGCUCGCCAACAGCCGUACAAACGGAUCGGUCCACCACCGCGUCUAUGACGCACUCGUUUUCCGCAAAAUCCGUGCCCUUGUCGGCGGCGAAGUGCAGUACAUGUCGUCCGGCGCCGCACCUCUUUCGGCAGCCGUGCACGAACUCCUGCGGAUCUGCUUCUGCUGUGAUGUUAUUCAGGGCUACGGCCUGACGGAGACUGUCGGCACAACCUCGAAGGGUAUUCCUGAGGACAUGCAGCACAUCGGCACCGUGGGCCAGAUCCAGCCGUGCAACGAGGUUCGUCUUUUCGAUGUCCCCGAAAUGGGCUACACCCAUCAGGACAAGCCCAAUCCGCGCGGCGAAGUGUGCAUCCGCGGCUCCAACGUCUUCACUGGCUACCUGCAUGACAAGGAGAACACGGACAAGGCCCUUAAGGAUGGCUGGUUCCACACCGGCGACAUUGGCGAGAUCGACCAGUACGGCCGCCUCAAGAUUGUGGAUCGUGUCAAGAACGUUGUCAAACUCAGCCAGGGCGAGUAUGUUGCGCUCGAGAAGAUUGAGGGCGUAUACGCCCUCAACCCGCUCUACGCUACACUGCUUGUGCACGCCGACUCUCUCCGCUCGAGCCUUGUCGCUGUCGGAGUUCUUGAGCCCACGCUAGCGUCGAAUCUUGUCGCCCAGGUGCUCGGUAAGAAGAUCGCGCCCACCGAUGAGGCUGCCCUUGAAGAGGCUGUCAAGGACCCCAAGGUUCGCGCGCAUCUCAUUAAGCAGUUCGAGCAGGUCGCCAAGAAGAACAAGCUCAACGGUUUCGAGAUGAUCCGUGGUAUCUACCCCACGCUUAAGCCCUUCCAUGACGACCUCAUGACUCCGACGCAGAAGGUCAAGCGCAACGUUGCCGCGAAGUACUUCGGCGAUGCCAUUGACGCCCUCUAUAAUGAGAUUGAGGGUGCCGCCCACAAGCUGUAAAGUAGAAACUUGUAUAUGUGGCUUGUGCAUGGCUUGUGCAGGACCUGAGGUGUUGACGUUAGAAGUUACAUGCCAGAUCACUCAACGCGGCACAGGCUCAAGAGUUCCCGAUAUACUACUUCCUGACAAAGUGAUUUCCGGUGAGAGUGACAUGCAUCUUCUUAUAGUCC
This is a messenger RNA of Cutaneotrichosporon oleaginosum, 2483 nucleotides long. RefSeq lists its product as uncharacterized. Lineage: Eukaryota; Fungi; Basidiomycota; Tremellomycetes; Trichosporonales; Trichosporonaceae. Gene Ontology annotation, molecular function: long-chain fatty acid-CoA ligase activity. The record is from RefSeq and is a predicted model, not a curated record. Gene Ontology annotation, cellular component: membrane; endoplasmic reticulum. Gene Ontology annotation, biological process: long-chain fatty acid metabolic process.